Messenger RNA from Theobroma cacao (cacao), 1886 nucleotides. RefSeq names its product pyruvate dehydrogenase kinase (gene PDK). The record is from RefSeq and is a predicted model, not a curated record. Gene Ontology annotation, molecular function: pyruvate dehydrogenase (acetyl-transferring) kinase activity. Gene Ontology annotation, cellular component: mitochondrion. Gene Ontology annotation, biological process: protein phosphorylation; regulation of glucose metabolic process. Lineage: Eukaryota; Viridiplantae; Streptophyta; Magnoliopsida; Malvales; Malvaceae.
GACAUCCAUGGAAUAUGGAUGGCAUCCCUUCUUACAAUAGAAUUUAUUGCAGUCUUUUAUGUUAUUUGGAAACACUAAUCAGACUUUGAAUCCUCCGUCCACAAUUCAUGUGAUGCUUUUACAUUACUACAUGGUUUAACUAGUUAUUUUGAUUUCGAUAUUACUAUCACUGGAAAGCUAGCUUUCUUAUGUUAAUGCUAGUUAUCUAGUCAUUGGAUUAAGAUCAUAGUAAUGGCACUAAAAAGGAAACAAACGAAACUGCAAGUAAAAAGAGUAUUGUGAUCCUAGUCUUUUUACCGGAUUUCCACCAGGGUGAGUUUGGGUCUAGUAGUAAAAUUCUUAAUUACAGUUUACCCAGCGGCGGGGAAAGGAAGGAAGGAAGGAAGGAGGACCCUCUGCCCCGCAAGCUUUGGCAUUUCCUGCACAAGGUAUCUGGAAUUGCAUGUUGCUCGCCUGGGCCUGGCUGAGGGUCUCAAGUUCAAGCUGAAUUGCGAUUGUAAUCGUGGGUGAUGGCGGCUAAAAAGGCCUGCGAGUCUUUCUCCAAAAGCUUCAUAGAGGAGGUGCAGAAAUGGGGUUGCAUGAAGCAGACAGGGGUCAGCUUGAGGUACAUGCUGGAGUUUGGGUCCAAGCCCACCGACCGAAACUUGUUGAUUUCUGGUCAGUUUCUCCACAAGGAGCUCCCCAUUAGGAUUGCUCGGAGAGCUAUCGAGCUCGAGACCCUCCCUUAUGGCCUUUCCGAGAAACCUGCUGUCUUGAAGGUGCGAGACUGGUAUUUGGAUUCCUUCCGUGACCUAAGAUCUUUUCCUGAGAUCAAGGAUAUAAAUGAUGAGAAGGAAUUUACACAAAUGAUCAAGGCUAUCAAGGUGAGACACAACAAUGUGGUCCCUAUGAUGGCUUUGGGGGUUCAGCAGUUGAAGAAAGGCAUGGAUCCAAAGAUUGUUUAUGAGGAUCUUGAUGAGAUUCAUCAGUUUCUAGAUCGAUUUUACAUGUCAAGAAUUGGAAUUCGCAUGCUUAUUGGGCAGCAUGUGGAGUUGCAUAACCCCAAUCCUCCUCCACAUUGUGUGGGCUAUAUACAUACAAAAAUGUCUCCAGUGGAGGUGGCACAAAAUGCCAGUGAGGAUGCUCGUGCUAUUUGUUUGAGAGAGUAUGGCAGUGCACCUGAGGUUAAUAUCUACGGGGAUCCCAAAUUUACAUUCCCGUAUGUUCCAACACACUUGCAUCUUAUGGUAUUUGAGUUGGUCAAAAACUCCUUGCGUGCUGUCCAAGAGCGCUUUAUGGAUUCAGAUAAAAUUGCACCACCUGUUCGAAUAAUAGUUGCUGAGGGAAUUGAGGAUGUAACUAUAAAGGUCUCAGACGAGGGGGGUGGCAUACCGAGAAGUGGUCUUCCCAAAAUUUUCACAUACCUUUACAGCACUGCCAAAAACCCAUUGGAUGAAUACUCAGAUCUGGGAACAGCUGAUACAGUAACAAUGGCUGGAUACGGCUAUGGGCUACCUAUAAGCCGCUUGUAUGCUCGGUAUUUUGGAGGGGAUCUUCAAGUUAUCUCUAUGGAAGGAUAUGGGACUGAUGCAUAUCUUCAUUUGUCUCGUUUGGGAGAUUCACAAGAACCACUGCCAUGAUUCCAGUCUUGAGCACCAAAGUGGGGCAGAAGCAGGAAUCAUAAUUAGUUCAGGGAAACAUGGAACAAGGGAAAUUGUGAUGCAUUUCUGUCAAUUUUUAAUCCAAUAAAUUGGCAGUCGUCUUGUAUAUUCAUCAUACUUUCAUGUUCUACAUCAGUUGGUGCAACGCAAGUAGACCCUCCUUGGUGUAUAAAUUGGCAGUUGUCUAGACCGUCUUUAACUAACCACUUUUAACAUUUUCUCAGGCACCAAAAAACCAUUCUGUUA